Messenger RNA from Cantharellus anzutake, 942 nucleotides. RefSeq lists its product as uncharacterized. Lineage: Eukaryota; Fungi; Basidiomycota; Agaricomycetes; Cantharellales; Hydnaceae. The record is from RefSeq and is a predicted model, not a curated record. Bases 1 to 942 code for a protein of 313 amino acids. The transcript has 5 exons.
AUGAAGUAUACUUCGAGGGAGCUGAAGCAUAGCGGAAACCUGAGAAGGGCCAUGCUGUUGGUCUACGGGAGCGCAGUCCCCGAGCAGGUGAAAUACGAUCAUUCUGACCAGGGCGGAGGAAUGCUGCUCCGGCACUCACAGGUUGAGGAAGUGUGGGUUCGGGUCCUGGGGGAUCCUGAAAGAGAGCAGAAGGGCCAACUUCGUGCAAGCCCAACAAGGGAGGUUGCCAACAAGCCUAGCGCAGCAAUCCCUCCUACAGUAGCACCCGCUAUAAGUCCUGCGGGAGUGGAUUUGUGGUUCGAAGGUGACGGAAUUGAACUGGAGGAGGUGCUGGUGAAAGUUGGAGGCCCUGGAAGCACGGGUUGUGGGGUUGUUGUGGUGGAAGAAGAGAUGAAGGUGCUAGUAUGUGAGGAGUGUGUGCUGGAAGGAAAAAGUCGUCUGAUAGGAAAAGGAUCAUACGUCAACAAUGUUCUGCCUGGGGAUUGGCCAGCGGGAAUCUGUACCAAAGGACACAAACGCGACGCACGCGACCGGUUCGGGAGACAGCAAUGCGCCCAUACAAGAUACGAUUCGAAAGUAUUAGGAUUAGUCAAACUGAUCCUGAGGGGUCGAUACGCAGGACUCACGGUGCAAGGGGCAUGGAAAUGGAGUCCGUCCGUAAUCACUUCCACUGUGCUCGGGGUGUACACCGUAUACGCUAAACUAAUCCGAGCACAGAGCGCAAAAAGAAGGGAGCGAAGGGCCCAGGGCGAGGAAGGAAGCCUUGCCAUUGCUGUGUCCAGUAGCUUUGUUCUUUGCUUGUCACCGUCAGGACUCGGCAGCCAAAGAAACGUUAUGGAGGUAGGAGAGAUUAAAGGCUUUCUCAAACGAAAAUCAAAUUCCAUCCUGACAGUGGCAGAUCCCCGCGAACAAACUCCCGUAUUACAUAACGAAAGAAGAUAG